AUGAUCAGAGAACAAUAUGAACCAUCACUUUUAGAAGAAAAGCACUUUACAGAUGCCGAUGAAGAGAUUCGUAAUAAGAACCAACCCGAAAGACUUCAACGUAGAAAGGGUUCUCAAUAUGCAGGUGAGGAGGAGACUUUAGAAGAGGCCCAAUGGAUUUAUGAAGCAGCAUUUGAAGGUAGCAACACUAAUAGCGAAAAAGCAGUCGAAGCAAUCGCACAAAUUUUGAAAUUUAUUCAACAAUACCAGCUUGAAAUACCAUUCAUCUAUACUUAUGAAAAGGAUAUUUAUGAACCAUAUUUCACACUUCAAGAUCUUUGGAAUAUCUUUGAUUUAGACGAAAAAUGGGCUCACAUUAAAGUAAAUAAAAAGAAUUUAGAGGCUAUGGGUAAAAACAAUAAAACAAUUGAGUCAUAUGAAGCUGUACUCAAAGAGGGCAGAUCAGAAGAAAGUAUAUCCGAUCUCUACGAUCUUUUCCAAAUGCUCAAUGCUAUCGAAAAAAAUAUUAAUGGGUCUUUAGGUGAUGGAUAUGAUUUCCUUUCUCCAAAUAAUAAUACAAAUGCAAAUGGUGAACCAAAACAAAAGAAGGCCAUUAAAAGAGAUCUCUAUACAAUUUACACAAAGGCUGGUUUAUCUAAAUUCCUUUCAAACUUUGGUAUGAGCGCUAGAGAAUUUGGUCAAAAUCUUAUGGAUAACUACACCACAAAUAAACCAAAAGAUAUUGCUACCGAUCCAUCAUCAUCCGCUUUGGGUCAUAUUUGCAUUGAGGCCGAUUCAAAGGACCGUGUAUUACAGGCUACCCGUUAUAUGAUGGCUCAAGAGAUUGGUUACGAUCCACAUGUCCGUUAUUCAGUUAGAAUGAUUUAUAGAAAGUAUGCCCACAUUACUACCGCACCAACUAUUAAAGGUUUCAAAGAGAUUGAUGUAUUCCAUCCUUAUUUUACAGUUAAAUCAAUUCAAGAAAAACCAGCCCAUCUUUUUGAUGAUAGUCAAUAUUUAUUAAUCCUCAAAGCAGAAAAAGAAGGUUUCAUUAAAUCAACAAUGGCAAUUUCUGAAAAGACCCAUAAUAGUGUUAUUAUACCAGAAAUGGAGGCAUUAUAUCUCAGCGAUGGCACAUCAUCAAUCACCCAACAAUGGAAUGAACAAAGAAAACUCAUUAUUCGUGAAGCAUUAACCAAAUUCCUUUAUCCAGUUUUAGAAAAAGAGUUAAGAAAUAAAUUAUUAACAGAGGCAUCAAAUCGUGUUGCUUUUGAAUGCGCUAAAAAAUUGGAAGAAAAGAUUCGUGUUGCUCCAUGGAAACCAUUAACAUCAAAUGCAAAUACAGGUCAUUCCAAUUCACUUCCAUUCAAAAUUCUUUCAUUAUGCUGGGGUGCUGAAAAGAUUCCAACCAUGGGUGCAGUAUUAAACUCUGAUGGUGAAGUAGUUACCCACGUCAAAUUAGAUUUUAUUUGUGACCGUUUAGGUGAAUCAUUAAAAGAAAAAAAAGAAAAGGAUAUAAAGAAAUUAGAAGAUAUUUGUUUGGAUCAUCAACCACGUCUUGUUAUCGUUAGUGCCUCCGAAAUGGACUCCAAGCGUCUUUUUGAAGAGGUUAAAAUUCACUUGGAAAGAUGGUGCAGUGGUGAACGUCGUAUAAUCAGAAAAUCAUGUUUAUUAAAUUAUUACAACUCAGAAAUUGGUUUAAGUUUACAAACCUCAAGUAGAAUGGAAGAAGAGUUCAAAGAAUAUCCACCAAUUCUCAGACAUGCAAUUGCAGUUGGUCGUUGUGCAUUGGAUCCACUCACUGAAUACUCUUCAUUAUGUACAGAUCACAACGAAAUUUUAUUCCUCAAGCUUCAUCCAUUACAGGAUAUGAUUGGCAAAGAUUAUCUUCUUAAAUUAUUACAUCGUUGCUUUAUUAAUGUGGUAAAUGCUGUUGGUGUCGAUAUUAACCGUAUGAUUCAAUGCCGUUUCACUUCAUCAACUCUUCAAUUUGUAAGUGGUUUGGGUAGCAGAAAAUCUCAAAUGAUUUUAAAUAAUAUUUUCCGUCGUGGUGGUUAUAUAACAUCAAGAGCAAUUUUAGGUAAACUUUUAAAUCAAGAUAUUGUAUAUAAGAAUUGUAUUGGUUUUAUUCAAAUCCGUGAAAGAUAUACAGCCGAGUAUAAGUCUGAUCUUUUAGAUGACACAAGAAUUCAUCCAGAUAAUUAUCCAAUCUCAUACAGAAUUGCUGCUGAGGCUUUAGAUAAACCAUUAGAUGAUCGUUAUUUACAAUCUUACAUUGAGGAUAUUAUGAAGAAACCAAAGAAAUUAGACCGUUUGGAUUUAGAUGCAUUUGCAGAUAUUCUCGAAUCUCAUGAUGGCCAUCCAGCACGUAAAUUAUUACAUUUCAUAAAGAAAGAGUUAACCCAUCCAUUUGCAGAUAUUAGACACUCGUAUGAAGAACCAACACCGGAACAAAUCUUUGAAUGGCUUACUGGUGAAACCGAAAGCUCAUUGAGAAGGGGUACAUUGGUCACCGUCACUACCAUUCGUGUUUUUGAUGGCCAAGUAAAGUGUAGAUUAGAUAAUGGUUUAGAAGGUUCAAUUCCAUCAGAUGCCCUUAGUGAUGAUGGUUCAGUCAAGUCAUUGGGUAGAGGCAUAACAAUUAAUUGCCGUGUAAUGUCUAUAGAUAAAGGUAAUUUUUCUGUAUCCCUUAGUUGCAAACCAUCUGAUCUUUCAGCUAGUCGUUGGGAGGAAACCUUAUUCCGUGAACUUAAAGAAAAUGGUCAAAAUCAAUACCUUCGUUUAGAAGAAACCGCACCACCAGAGCCACAAAAGAAAAAGGUUGUAAGAAGAGAAAAAAGACCAAAGAGAAGUGUUAUACAUCCAUUAUGGCACGAUUUCUCUUGUAUCGAGGCUGAAAACUAUCUUUCCGAUAAACCAAUUGGCGAGGUUAUUUUACGUCCCUCAAGUAAGGGUUUCGAUCAUAUCACAGCCACUUUUAAAUUUGGUGAAAGUAUUUAUCUUCACCACGAUAUCAAAGAAGCCGACAAACCAAAUGCUGUUAGUUUGGGUAAAUCAUUUUAUAUGGGUGAUACCAAAUAUGAUAGUUUGGAUGAAAUUUUAGCAAGACAUGUAGAGUACUUAAUUAAUAAUUUAAAUGAAGUUAAAUCAAAUGCUGCUCACUGGAAGGAUGGUAACCGUUCCGAUAUCGAUGAUAUAAUUAGAGCCGAAAAAGCUAAGCAUCCAAAAACAAUUCCUUACUACUUUGGUUAUGACUAUGAACAUCCAGGAUUCCUUACCUUAUACCAUGUUCCAAGUUCAACUCCAAGACACGAACCUAUUCUUGUUAAAGCUGAUGGUUUUAUUUUAAGAAAAAAACUAUAUCCAAGUUAUUUUGAACUAAUCAAAUAUUUUAAGAGAAAU
Dictyostelium purpureum is the source of this 3381-nucleotide messenger RNA. RefSeq lists its product as uncharacterized. Gene Ontology annotation, cellular component: transcription elongation factor complex. The annotation marks the transcript as partial. The transcript is spliced from 2 exons. Gene Ontology annotation, biological process: transcription elongation-coupled chromatin remodeling; positive regulation of transcription elongation by RNA polymerase II; nucleosome organization. NCBI's taxonomy places the organism in Eukaryota, Evosea, Eumycetozoa, Dictyosteliales, Dictyosteliaceae. The record is from RefSeq and is a predicted model, not a curated record. Gene Ontology annotation, molecular function: nucleosome binding; histone binding; DNA binding.